This is a messenger RNA of Anolis carolinensis (green anole), 1074 nucleotides long. RefSeq names its product THO complex subunit 7 (gene thoc7). The transcript is spliced from 8 exons. Bases 117 to 731 code for a protein of 204 amino acids. The record is from RefSeq and is a predicted model, not a curated record. Lineage: Eukaryota; Metazoa; Chordata; Lepidosauria; Squamata; Anolidae. Gene Ontology annotation, cellular component: THO complex part of transcription export complex. Gene Ontology annotation, biological process: mRNA export from nucleus; mRNA processing.
CCCGGCUGCUGCUCCUACUGCCGCCGCCGCUGCAUUGUGGGAAGCGGGCGCCUGAGCCGCCUCACUCACUCCCUCACUCCCUCCUGCCUGCCUCCGCCGCGGCCUUCGCCAUCGCCAUGGGCGCCGUCACCGACGAUGAAGUUAUUCGCAAGCGACUUUUGAUUGACGGAGAUGGUGCUGGUGAUGACAGACGAAUUAAUUUGUUGGUGAAGAGUUUCAUCAAGUGGUGCAAUUCUGGAUCCCAGGAAGAAGGUUACACUCAGUACCAACGUAUGCUGAGCACCCUGUCACAAUGUGAAUUUUCAAUGGGGAAAACCUUGCUUGUUUAUGAUAUGAAUCUGAGAGAAAUGGAGAACUAUGAAAAAAUCUACAAAGAUAUAGAAAAUAACAUAGAGGCAGCACACGAGAAGAUUGCCGAAUGUAAAAAGCAGAUUCUUCAGGCAAAGAGAAUACGAAAAAAUCGCCAAGAAUAUGAUGCUUUGGCUAAAGUAAUACAGCACCAUCCAGAUAGGCAUGAAACUCUGAAGCAGUUAGAGGCACUGGGGAAAGAGCUGCAACAUCUUUCACAUAUCAAAGAAAAUGUUGAAGACAAACUGGAACUGAGACGGAAGCAGUUUCAUGUUCUUUUAAGCACCAUCCAUGAACUUCAGCAAACACUGGAAAAUGACGAGAAGCUUUCCGAAGCAGAAGAAUCCUCAGAUACUCCAAUUGAAGUAGAAGAUAAAAAAUAAUGACCCUCAACGCAGCUCAGAACUUAGAUUUCCCUGGGUUGUUGUAUGGAAGGAAGGGGGGGGGGGGGGGGAAAGCUGAUGCCAAAUUAGGAAGGUCUAAAUUUGUUUAGUUUAUUUUAGUUUUAGUUUUUGUUGCAAAAACAAAAGCAUGCAUCAGUUCGAAUGAUGUUUGACAUACCUUAAUAUUUGACAUAUUAAGAUACCUUUUUAUACUGUAAUUAGAAUUUCAGAAUAAAGUAGUUCAGUCUUAGAUUCACAAUGUAUGGUAGUAUUUGUGUUGUAGAACUGGCUAUUCCAGUGUGUUUUUAGAGUGGUACUAAUAAAAUAACUCUUGUUUUCUGAA